UCGACUACAGCUCGGUGCAACACACAGUCCAAUGUCCAGCUAUGGCAUCGGAACCAUAGGUAGAUUCUUCAAAUACACCGUGCUACCCUUCCAAAUGGCCGUGUGCACCACAAUCUUCAUCAACGAUUCAGUCGUGGAAGUCGCGUCCGUCAAUGGCGACUCGAUGCACCCAACCUUAUCACCAGACUACUCAAAAGACGGUUCGCGCGACUACGUGAUCUGGAAAAAAUGGAAUGCGACCAAGAACCUUCAAAGAGGCGACAUAGUCCUGUUCCACUCGCUACAGAAUCCCGAAAAUCUCAGUAUUAAAAGAGUCGUCGCUUUGGGAGGGGAUACUGUCGUGCUCGACCCGAAGAGAAGGCCUGAAGAGGAGAUUCCGGAAGGGCACGUUUGGGUUGAAGGUGAUAAUUGGAGGAGUACGCAUGACAGUAAUGCUUAUGGACCGAUCAGCAAGUCUUCGGUUUUGGGCAAGGCUAUUGGUAUCUUCAAGCCUUUUGGUCAGUUUGGAAGCAAGCCUUGGGAGGGCUACAAG
Pseudocercospora fijiensis CIRAD86 is the source of this 532-nucleotide messenger RNA. RefSeq lists its product as uncharacterized. The annotation marks the transcript as partial. The transcript has 2 exons. Lineage: Eukaryota; Fungi; Ascomycota; Dothideomycetes; Mycosphaerellales; Mycosphaerellaceae. Gene Ontology annotation, molecular function: serine-type endopeptidase activity. Gene Ontology annotation, biological process: mitochondrial respiratory chain complex assembly. The record is from RefSeq and is a predicted model, not a curated record. Gene Ontology annotation, cellular component: membrane; mitochondrial inner membrane peptidase complex.